Lycium barbarum (goji berry) is the source of this 2368-nucleotide messenger RNA. RefSeq names its product acyl-coenzyme A oxidase 3, peroxisomal-like. Gene Ontology annotation, molecular function: FAD binding; fatty acid binding; acyl-CoA oxidase activity. Gene Ontology annotation, cellular component: peroxisome. The record is from RefSeq and is a predicted model, not a curated record. The coding region runs from base 97 to 2148 and encodes 683 amino acids. NCBI's taxonomy places the organism in Eukaryota, Viridiplantae, Streptophyta, Magnoliopsida, Solanales, Solanaceae. Gene Ontology annotation, biological process: lipid homeostasis; fatty acid beta-oxidation using acyl-CoA oxidase. The transcript has 13 exons.
AAAAACUUUAGAUUCACUCCACCAAAUAAAGACUUUUUUUCCCUCUUACUUUUCAUAUCUGUUUUCUUGAUUUCCUAUUCACUUGAUCAUCCAAAAAUGCAAAAUUCCCAUUUUUCAUCAAUGGAAAAAAUCAAUUUCAGAACAAAAGUUCUAAGCAGACACUUAAAUCAAGAAAAUCCAACCCCAAAUUCAAUAAUCCAAUCAUUUCCAUGUUUAAGUUACACCCCACCUGAAUUAUCAGAACAAUCAUCCAUUUUUGACAUAAAAGAAAUGAGAAAACUAAUGGAUGGUCAUAAUUUAGUAGAUAGAGACUGGCUUUUUGGUUUAAUGUUACAAAGCAAUUUGUUUAAUCCAAUAAAAAGAGGUGGAAAAGUGUUUGUUCAACCUGAUUAUAAUCAUUCUAAAGAACAACAAAGGGAAAUUACUAUGAGGAGAAUUUGGUACCUUCUUGAACAUGGGGUUUUUGAAAAAUGGCUAACUGGUAAAGGACAUGAAGAUGAGUUGAGAAAAUUGGCUUUAUUGGAUGUUGUUGGGAUUUUUGAUCAUUCACUUGCUAUCAAGAUUGGUGUCCAUUUUUUCCUAUGGGGCGGUGCGAUCCAGUUUUUUGGUACCAAACGACAUCAUGAUAAAUGGUUGAAGGACACAGAGAAUUACGUGGUUAAAGGUUGCUUCUCGAUGACAGAGUUGGGGCAUGGAAGUAAUGUUCGAGGUAUUGAAACAGUAACAACGUAUGAUUCGAGCACCGGAGAGUUUGUCAUAAAUACUCCGUGUGAAUCAGCUCAGAAGUACUGGAUUGGAGGCGCAGCUAAUCAUGCAACACAUACUAUAGUUUUCUCCCAGCUCAUCAUUGACGGGAAAAAUCAAGGUGUCCAUGCUUUUAUCGCUCAGAUCAGAGAUGAAAAUGGAAACAUUUGCCCAAACGUCCGUAUAGCUGAUUGUGGUCACAAGAUUGGCUUGAAUGGAGUUGACAACGGCAGAAUCUGGUUUGACAAUGUCCGUGUACCCAGAGAAAAUUUGUUAAAUUCAGUGGCGGAUGUUUCUCCAGAUGGAAAAUAUCUUACUGCUAUUAAGGACCCUGACCAGAGAUUUGCAGCAUUUUUGGCUCCUUUGACAUCUGGUCGUGUGACAAUUGCAGCUAGUGCAACUUACUCAGCAAAGAUUGGUUUGGCAACUGCAAUAAGAUACUCGCUGACAAGGAGAGCAUUUUCGGCUACUCCUAAUGGACCUGAAGUUCUUAUACUUGAUUACCCAAGUCAUCAACGGCGACUUCUUCCUCUUCUUGCAAAAACGUAUGCUAUGAGCUUUGCUUCUAAUUACCUGAAAAUGAUAUAUGUCAAGAGGACACCUGCGAUGAACAAAACUAUUCAUGUUGUUUCAAGUGCAUUCAAAGCUACCACAAGUUGGCAUAACAUGCGAACUCUUCAGGAAUGUCGUGAAGCCUGUGGAGGCCAAGGGUUGAAGACUGAAAAUCGGGUUGGCCAGCUAAAAGGUGAAUAUGAUGUCCAGUCUACUUUUGAGGGUGACAACAAUGUUCUUAUGCAACAGGUUAGCAAGGCACUUUUUGGGGAAUAUGUUUCAGCCAAAAGGAGUAAGAAGCCGUUCAAAGAAUUGGGAUUAGAACACAUGAACAACUCUCGACCCGUCAUACCUUCACAACUCACAAGUUCUACAAUGAGGCAAGCCCAGUUCCAGAACGACAUAUUCUGCCUACGAGAACGUGAUCUGUUGGAACGUUUUGCUGCUGAAGUUUCCCUAUGCCAGUCACAGGGAAAAAGCAAAGAAUAUGCUUUUACUUUGAAUUAUCAGCUUGCUGAAGACCUCGGGAGAGCCUUCUCAGACCGAGCAGUUCUGCAUACUUUUCUUGAGGCAGAGGCAUCCGUCACAUCUGGCUCCCUUAAGAAUAUUUUGGGUCUCGUGAGAUCGAUGUAUGCUUUGGUCACACUAGAAGAGGAUGCUGCAUUCCUCCGAUACGGAUACUUAUCGACGGAUAACGCUUCUAUGGUGAGAAAAGAAGUUGCAAAUCUUUGCAGUGAACUAAGGCCACACGCUCUGUCCUUGGUCAGUUCCUUCGGCUUACCCGACGCCUUCUUGGGCCCGAUAGCUUUCAAUUGGGUUGAAGCCAAUGCUUGGUCUUCUGAACAGAACUAGCUCGCCGUUCAUAGAUAUACUACAAGGAGUAAAAAGAUGUCAUAACAUGGUUAAUUUAUUCUUGCAACUAAUGUGCUUCCCGUGAACUAAUGUGCUUCCCAUGAAUAACAAUAGGCUAUUUUGCAUUGUUUUCUUCCAGAAAAUAAGUAUAUUUCACUUUUUCUGUUGCAUCAUUUAAAGGACAGAUACUUUUACUCAUAAAUAAAAUGUUAUUUGAUCC